AUGAAGAAGAUAAAGAUAAAGUUGAGGAUCCUAAAGUGGGUAUGGAAUGUUAAUUCAGUUGAUGAGAUGUAUGGAUAUUACUCGAAAUAUGCCAGACAAAGUGGUUUUGUAGUGUUCAGAAGGAACUUGAAAAGAGGGGCUAAUGGGGAGUUUAAGUGCGUAACACUUGCGUGUACCCGUUCUGGAAAGCCAAGGAUAAGGACUAGCAAUCCUGUGAAGCUCCGACCGCAAACAAAAAUGGAAUGCAAAGCUGCAGUUAAUGCAGUCCUUUGCUCCAAUGGAAGUUGGAUGUUGAGUUCUUUUGUACUCGACCAUAACCAUGAGAUGAGUCCAAGUAAAUCUCGUUUUUUCAAAUCCAAUAAUAGGGUCCUUAACCAAUAUGUGAAAAGGAGGCUUGAAAUAAACGAUGCGGCUGGGAUAAGAAUGAACAAGAAUUUUGGUUCUCUUUUGUCAGAGGCAGGAGGGGAACAUGAGAAGCUGCCAUACUCAGAGAAGGAUUGUUGGAAUCGUGUUGAAAAGAUCCGCCGUUUGCGUCUUGGAGAAGGAGAUGCAAGUGCAAUGUUGAAGUACUUUCAGAAAAUGCAAGCUCAUAAUUCUAACUUUUUUUACUCAAUAGACUUGAAUGAAGAGGGUCGAUUGCGGAACGUAUUCUGGGCCGAUGCAAGAAGUAGAGCCACAUUCAAAGAGUUUAGUGAUGUGGUUACUUUUGACACUACCUACUUGGUGAAUAGAUAUGAUAUGUCUUUUGCUCCUUUCGUCGGGGUAAAUCACCACGGACAAUCUACAUUGUUAGGUUGUGCACUCAUCUCCAAGGAAGACACAAAGACGUUUACAUGGCUAUUCAACUGUUGGCUUACGUGUAUGUCUGAAUGCGCUCCUCCUACAAUAAUUACAGAUCAAGACAAAGCAAUGAAGAAGGCUAUAGAGAUUGUUUUCCCUAAUACACGCCAUUGGUGUUGUAUAUGGCAUAUCUUGAACAAGAUUCUUGAAAAAUUGAAAGGGUACAAUGAAUAUGAAGACAUCUCGAUUCAUAUGCUAGAAGUAGUGUAUGAUUCAUGGACGAAAGAAGAAUUUGAAGAAAAUUGGGGACAUUUCAUUGAGAUGUACAAACUCGAAAACAAUGAAUGGUUACUUGGCUUGUUUGAUGAGAGGGAACAAUGGGUGCCUGUAUUCGUAAAUGAUAUAUUUUGGGCAGGAAUGUCAAGUACACAACGGAGUGAAGGUAUGAAUUCAUUCUUUGAUAGUUAUAUCAACUCAAAGACUACCUUACAACAAUUUGUGGAGCAAUAUGAAAAUGCUUUGGCAAAAAGGGUGGAGAAAGAAAAUGAGGCAGAUUCUAGUUCAUUGAACUCCUACAUCCCAUGCUUCACUCAAUAUGAGUUGGAGGAACAAUUUCAAAGGGCUUACACUCUUGCCAAAUUUAAGGAGGUCCAAAAUGAGUUGGUUGAGAUGAUUCACUGCAACUUGAAUUUAAGUAAGGCAGGUGAUGGUUUUUCCGAAUAUGAAGUACGGGAGGAUGUGUUGUGUGGAAAAAAGAAAAAGCGGGUAAUUUUCAAAGUUUGUUUUAAGGAUAAUGGUAGUGAAGUUAACUGUAAUUGUCGUUUGUUCGAGUCUCGGGGUAUACUGUGCAAGCAUUGUAUUAUGGUGUUUCUGGAAAAGGGGAUUGAUCGGUUACCUGAAAAGUAUAUUUUGAAAAGAUGA
Messenger RNA from Rhododendron vialii, 1701 nucleotides. RefSeq names its product protein FAR-RED IMPAIRED RESPONSE 1-like. Gene Ontology annotation, molecular function: zinc ion binding. The transcript has a single exon. Gene Ontology annotation, biological process: regulation of DNA-templated transcription. The record is from RefSeq and is a predicted model, not a curated record. Bases 1 to 1701 code for a protein of 566 amino acids. Lineage: Eukaryota; Viridiplantae; Streptophyta; Magnoliopsida; Ericales; Ericaceae.